This is a messenger RNA of Procambarus clarkii (red swamp crayfish), 903 nucleotides long. The record is from RefSeq and is a predicted model, not a curated record. NCBI's taxonomy places the organism in Eukaryota, Metazoa, Arthropoda, Malacostraca, Decapoda, Cambaridae.
AUGAGGCAGCGAGAGGUCAGGGAGGUGAGGCAGCGAGGGCUCAGGGAGAUGAGGCAGCAAGGACUCAGGGAGAUGAGGCAGCAAGGACUCAGGGAGAUGAGGCAGCAAGGACUCAGGGAGAUGAGGCAGCAAGGACUCAGGGAGAUGAGGCAGCAAGGACUCAGGGAGAUGAGGCAGCAAGGACUCAGGGAGAUGAGGCAGCAAGGACUCAGGGAGAUGAGGCAGCAAGGACUCAGGGAGAUGAGGCAGCAAGGACUCAGGGAGAUGAGGCAGCAAGGACUCAGGGAGAUGAGGCAGCAAGGACUCAGGGAGAUGAGGCAGCAAGGACUCAGGGAGAUGAGGCAGCAAGGACUCAGGGAGAUGAGGCAGCAAGGACUCAGGGAGAUGAGGCAGCAAGAAGUCAGGGAGAUGAGGCAGCAAGAAGUCAGGGACAUGAGUCAGCAAGAAGUCAGGGAGAUGAGGCAGCAAGAAGUCAGGGAGAUGAGGCAGCAAGAAGUCAGGGAGAUGAGGCAGCAAGAAGUCAGGGAGAUGAGGCAGCAAGAAGUCAGGGACAUGAGGCAGCAAGAAGUCAGGGACAUGAGGCAGCAAGAAGUCAGGGACAUGAGGCAGCAAGAAGUCAGGGACAUGAGGCAGCAAGAAGUCAGGGAGAUGAGGCAGCAAGAAGUCAGGGAGAUGAGGCAGCAAGAAGUCAGGGACAUGAGGCAGCAAGAAGUCAGGGACAUGAGGCAGCAAGAAGUCAGGGAGAUGAGGCAGCAAGAAGUCAGGGAGAUGAGGCAGCAAGAAGUCAGGGACAUGAGGCAGCAAGAAGUCAGGGACAUGAGGCAGCAAGAAGUCAGGGACAUGAGGCAGCAAGGGCUCAGGGCGGUGGAGCCACAUCAAAACCUGACGAGGCAGGAGGAAUGA